Molecule: messenger RNA, 3283 nt
Organism: Cylas formicarius (sweet potato weevil)
Lineage: Eukaryota; Metazoa; Arthropoda; Insecta; Coleoptera; Brentidae
Gene: Dis3l2
Product: DIS3-like exonuclease 2
Exons: 11
Coding region: 155-3043 (962 amino acids)
Biological process (GO): mRNA catabolic process; miRNA catabolic process
Cellular component (GO): P-body; exosome (RNase complex)
Molecular function (GO): 3'-5'-RNA exonuclease activity; RNA binding
Source: RefSeq, a predicted model, not a curated record
UACCGUUCUUAGGAUUUACUCAGUUCACAUCUAUGGAUCUGCCACUCCAAUUUUUUUUAAGGCUAUAUGGGUUAGGAUAAGACGUCAUUGGUUUUUGGUUAUAAAAAAAUUGAUCAGUUGAUUACAAGAAGCGAUCUGUGGAGUUCUACACACAAUGAAGAAAAGUAGUGAUCAAUCCAGGAAUGAAUGCUUAAUAAGUGAAGUGCUUCCAAAAUGCAGAACUACAACAGAUCAUACGAACUUUCCUUACCGCAAUUCUUUAUUCGCUACAUCAAAACAGUCAAACAUAAUUAUUAAAAACAACCCUGGAACAAGUAAUUUUUGUAGAGAUCAAAAGGUCAAGAAAAACAGAAGAAAAGAAAGGGUGCCAAAAGGAAUAAAAAUGAAAAUUGAAUGUUCAAAUGAAAAUCAGAGUACAGGUUCAAAAGAAACACUUUCUGAGAUAUCUAAAUGCACUUUUCAUAUACACCCUGUUAGGAGGCCAAAAUUUUGUAUGUUCAGAAAAAGAAAUACAAAACAUAAAUACAUAAAUUUGAAGUCUUUUGCAGUUAGCUGCAAAACAUAUAUAUUUGAAUCUAAUAUUCUUCAUUUAGGAAACAAUUUGGAUAAGUUGGGUGUGGAAAAUAUGCAUAAAGAAGUGAGCAAAAAGAUAAGAUGUGUUAGAGAUGUCAGCAAUGUAAGUUAUAAUUCAGAAUCCAUUAAAAAUAAACAUUUGAAUGGUAAUGAAUUGAUUAAGACAAUGUCAUCAUUAAAAAACAGUUUAUCCAUGUUAAAAGUGAAGGACAAUUCUUCUGAAAAAAAGAAAAAAUUAAAUAAGGGGACAAGGCGUGUGGAGAGAAAGAUCCUGAAAAAACCUACUACAACCACUAAGUUUCCAGAAUAUAUCUCUGAGGUUGAAGCAAUACAAGGUUUAAAAUUGGGCAAAUUUAUCAAGGGAUAUUUAAGAAUAAAUCCAAAAUGUUCACGUGAUUCCUAUGUGAGCAAUGAAAAUAGUUCAUUGCAGGAUUAUUAUAUAACAUCUGUAGCUGAUCGAAAUAGGGCUUUGGAUGGGGAUGAAGUUGUCUUAGCCUUGAAAUCUGAAACAGAGUGGUUGGAUGGUAAAAAAACUGCUGUUGUAGUUUAUAUAUUACAAAUGGUACAUCCUAGGACAGGAGUAGGAAGCUUAAGCCUAGCUGAAGGCAAGAACAAUGAAUUUGCUUUGUUUCAACCUAGGGAUAAAAGAUUGCCAUUUAUGUCGAUACCAAUGAUUUCUUGGCCCGAUGGGUUUAAAACAAACCCCAAGUUAUAUGAGAAUAUCCUGUUUGUAGCCAAAUUGGUGGAUUGGCCCCAGCCUUCUAAUGCAAAAGGAAUAAUUAUUGAAUCAAUUGGUAUGAUUGGAGAGCUAAAAUGUGAAACACAGGCUAUACUUAAAGAGUUUUGUUUGGAUACUGCACAAUUUCACCCAGAUAUGGUGCAAUUUAUUCCAAAGUCAAAAGAUAUUCCUCAAAGUGAAUUAAGUUGCCGAGAAGAUCUUAGAAAGGAAUGUGUGUUUACAAUAGAUCCAUUCACUGCUAAAGACUUGGAUGAUGCUUUGUCAGUAAAAAAACUGGAUAAUGGUCAUUAUGAAGUGGGGGUUCACAUAUCUGAUGCAUCUUACUAUUUGCCAGAAGGCACAGAACUGGACAAAAUUGUAGGGGCAAAGGGUACCACUAUUUACUUAGUGGACAAUGUCUAUCACAUGUUACCAGUUGAAUUAUGUUUGCACUGUUCAUUAUUGCCUGGGGAAGAUAAAUUAGCCUUUUCAGUUUUCUGGGAGAUGAGCGAAGAAGGUGAAGUUUUUAACACCAGGUUUGCUAGGACAGUGGUGAAUUCGUGUACCCAGUUAGCAUACGAGCAUGCCCAGUGCAUGAUUGAAUUUCCCGAUAGAAAGUGCGAGGACGACGAAUUUCCCGAUAUUUACAACGGAUUUACGUCAAAAGAUAUCUCAGCCAAAGUGAAUAUUUUGCAGAAGAUCGCCGUCGAGUUACGCGAGGCUAGAAUAAGGAAUGGAUCACUUCGAAUAGAUCAAGUCAAGCUAUUGUUCAGCCUAAAUCCGAAAACGGGCGAGCCGUUGGACUUUAAAAUAUAUGAAAACAAGGAAUCCCAUAGGAUGAUAGAAGAGUUUAUGCUUUUGGCGAACAUUUCAGUAGCGAAAAAAAUCCACCAGACUUUUCCCGACAUUGCUUUUUUGAGAUGCCACGAACCGCCAAAGAACACCAUGUUGCUCGAGGCCCAAAGGACAUUAGAAACGUGCGGCAUUCACAUUAACGUCUCAUCCUCGGGCAGUAUACACGCGUCCCUUAAAAAAUACAUAACAAACGAUUUCACAGGAUACUGUCGCGGUAUUGUCUUGCACCAUAUCUUCACAAAACCGAUGACCCGGGCGAGGUACUUUUGUGCCGGGGCAAUGGAGUCUGAAGAGAAUUUUGCUCACUACGCUCUAAGUUUACCUAUUUAUACACACUUUACAUCGCCAAUUAGAAGAUAUGCGGACAUAAUGGUCCAUAGGUUAUUGGCAGCUAGUUUGGGUUAUGCGAAAAAGCCAGGAUGGAAGGCGGACGACGUCUGCGCCAUAGCCGCCAAUUGCAAUAAACAAAAAUACAACGCCAAAAGAGCUGGCGAGGCGAGCAGCGACCUCUACUUGUGUCAUUUUAUAGAGCAGCAUCAACCUUACAUUCAAGACUGUGUAGUUAUAGACGUGAAGGAUCGAUCGUUUGAUGCCAUCGUCCUUAACACUGGCAGCAUUGUUAGAAUUUAUCAAAAGGCCUGUCAGGAUUCGCCAUCAUGGAAAGUUGAAGCUGUACCCGUAAGUAACGACCCCGAGCAACAAAAAUUGGAAUCAGCAAAAAAAAUAUUGAAAUUGACACUGACUUUUCCAAAAAGUGCAGGUCUAGCGGCACAGACACUGAUAGUGGAAAUGUUUACAAUCGUUAAAGUUGAACUAAAAAGGCACCCAAAUUCUUACAAAUUGGACGCACAUUUGCUAAGGCCUAUUGCAUCUAAGACCUUUGCUAACAAAAACUAGUAAAGAAUUUUUAAAAUGAAUUACUCAAAAUAUCAAGUUUAAGGUGCAUUUAUGUAAAUUCUACAUUUUCUGGUGAACCUUAUUAUGAUUUUAAAAGGGGAAAUUACAUACCUGUAGACAUAAAUAUAUACUAAAUUGUUUCCUUAUAUUGCACAGACUUCUACAAAUUGUAAACGGAUCUACAUUUUUUAACCUUUAUACGAUGUUCAAAAAACCAAAUAAAAUAAAUAAAAUUUGACG